AUGGCACUGCUCUCCCUGCUGCUGCCUCUGCUCUCCCUGAUGCCCGGGACCGGAGCCACCAACUGGCACGCCGUGCACUGGAACAGCUCCAACUACCAUUUACGGCGAGAUGGUUACACGGGUCAGGUGAAUGUGAACGACUACCUAGACAUUUACUGUCCACAUUACAAUGAGACCAUGGUGGAGCACAGGAUGGAGCAGUAUAUUCUCUACAUGGUGAAUUACGAGGGCUACCGCACCUUCGACAUCAGCCAGGGCUCCAAACGCUGGGAGUGUAACUGGCCCCACUCCCCGCACAGCCCCAUCAAGUUCUCAGAGAAGUUCCAGCGAUACAGCGCCUUCUCCUUGGGUUACGAGUUCCACGCGGGACAUGAGUACUACUAUAUCUCAACGCCGACCCACAACCACAGGCGCUCGUGCCUGAAAAUGAAGGUGUUUGUGUACUGCGCCACCACGGCUCACUCAGGAGAGAAGCACGACCCCACACUGCCCCAAUUUACUAUAGAGCCUGAAGUGAAGAUUGAGGUUCUUGGUAACUUUGAUCCAGAGAUCCCCAAGUUGGAGAAAAGCAUAAGCGGGACAAGCCCAAAGCGGGAACAUUUACAUUUGACUGUUGCGGUGUCUCUGCUCCUCAUGACGCUCUUGGCAUCUUAGUCUUCCUGUGUUAGGACCGGAGACCUCAGAGCUGGAUACUAACGCAAGUAAAAAAACAGCAGUAAAAAUUCAGCAAGGACUGCGCAGGUUGGAUCGUGGCUGGAGGGAGCG
This is a messenger RNA of Hyla sarda, 765 nucleotides long. RefSeq names its product ephrin-A3-like. The coding region runs from base 1 to 654 and encodes 217 amino acids. The transcript has a single exon. The record is from RefSeq and is a predicted model, not a curated record. Gene Ontology annotation, biological process: axon guidance; ephrin receptor signaling pathway. Gene Ontology annotation, cellular component: plasma membrane. NCBI's taxonomy places the organism in Eukaryota, Metazoa, Chordata, Amphibia, Anura, Hylidae. Gene Ontology annotation, molecular function: ephrin receptor binding.